Molecule: messenger RNA, 1596 nt
Organism: Hordeum vulgare subsp. vulgare (domesticated barley)
Lineage: Eukaryota; Viridiplantae; Streptophyta; Magnoliopsida; Poales; Poaceae
Product: 2-oxoglutarate-dependent dioxygenase 21, chloroplastic-like
Exons: 3
Coding region: 223-1224 (333 amino acids)
Source: RefSeq, a predicted model, not a curated record
GUGCAGUGCAGUGCAGUGCAGCGCGGCUACCUCCCAUGCCUCUUGUGUGCUGCUCAUCUCUGAUUGCUUCCCUACUUCUUCAUCCAGAUUCCGCCCUAUAAAUCCCACUAGCGCUCGGGAUCUAGAUGGAACGCACGCAUCCGAACCAUCUUAGAAGAAGAAGAGCCAGCAACAAGGAACCAUAUCAGUUCUGUUUGUUGGACGCGCCAAGACGAUCGAGGCAUGCCUGCUGCCGUCUCCGGGCGCCUCUUGGCUAGGACCAUGGCGAGCCACCACAACCACCGGCAGCAGCGACCAUUGCCGGUGAUCAACAUUGGCCGGCUCGGCGACAAGGACCCCGCCGCCCGGGCGCUCGUCGUCGAGGACAUAGCACGGGCGUGCCGCGACCGGGGGUGCUUCCAGGUGAUAAACCACGGCGUCAGCAAGUCCGCCAUGGACGGCGCGCUCGAGGCCGCCUCGGAGUUCUUCGACAUGCCCGCCGACCGCAAGGCGGCGUUCGCCUGCGACGACAUCCGCAGCCCGGUCCGGUACGACACCAGCUCCCGGGACGGGAUCAGCAAGGCCAGGUCUUUCCUCAAGCACUACGCCAAUCCCAUCGAGGACUGGGUCGACUCCUGGCCAACACAGCCGCCAACAUACAGGAAGAAGAUGGGGAAGUAUGCCGUGGAGGUGCAGAGGCUGUCGGUGCAGCUCACGGGGGCCAUCGUGGAGGGGCUGGGACUAUGCCCAAUGUACCUUGAGGAGAAGCUCGGAGCAGGGCUGCAGUUCAUGGCGCUCAACAACUACCCGCAGGGAUCGUCUCGGGCCGGCGACACGGUCGGGCUGGCGCCGCACUCGGACAUUGGCUUCAUCAGCAUCCUGCUGCAGAGCUCGCCGGGGCUGGAGGUGACGCACCACGACGACGGCGGCAUAUGGACGCCGGUCCCGUCCAUUCCAGGGGCGCUCCACGUCCACCUCGGCGACCACCUGGAGGUGCUGAGCAACGGCCGGCUCAGGUCCCUCCUGCACCGUGCCAUCCUCAAUACGGAUGAAGCGAGGAUCUCCAUCGCCAGCAUCCAUGGCGCGGCGAUGGACGAGAAGGUCCGGUGCGCCGAGGAGCUCGUCGACGAGCGCCACCCGAGGAUGUACAGGGAGAGCAGCUUCCAUGACUUCCUCGACUUCCUGCCGACCAACGUCAAGGCGUACCGGAGGUUCGUUGAGACCCUCAAGAUCGACACUGCUUAACCCAAAAACAUCAUAUUCGUUCUGCUGCAUUAAGAGUUUAAGACACACACAGCUGAAGGAGACUCUGCACAUAAGUGUCCAUUUAGUUGUGUCAUUUAAUUAUGCCUCCAUUACCAAGUAUCUCCGUACGAAUAAGGGAGUAUGGUAUCAGCAGAGCAGGAUAGGCGUGUGAUUAGCAGGGUGCCUUUUUUUUAAGACUCUCCAUUUCUUGCUUUGGGGAAAUGCAGUAUUCCUGCAUGUCUCUUCCAUCAAAAGGAGGAUCAAAGGGACCUUGCAGAGCUCUUCCGGUCCUGUGGUACCUGCACCAUGUGUCCGAUAUCUGUAUUAGUUCAUUUCACCUAUUGAAAUUUAUUUUCUCAUGAGAUGUAUUGC